Musca domestica (house fly) is the source of this 2527-nucleotide messenger RNA. RefSeq names its product nucleoporin Ndc1 (gene Ndc1). The transcript is spliced from 3 exons. NCBI's taxonomy places the organism in Eukaryota, Metazoa, Arthropoda, Insecta, Diptera, Muscidae. Gene Ontology annotation, molecular function: protein-macromolecule adaptor activity. The record is from RefSeq and is a predicted model, not a curated record. Gene Ontology annotation, cellular component: nuclear pore transmembrane ring. Gene Ontology annotation, biological process: nuclear pore organization. Bases 474 to 2234 code for a protein of 586 amino acids.
AAUAUUUCUUUAUUUUUCUAACGGUACAAUUGACAAAACGCGGCCUAUUUAGCAUAGUCAUGCAAUUUUCAUAGUUCGCAGCUGUCAUAUAUGUGACAUGUAACUUGGCAGUACUGUUUAGCAAAGGGAGCAAAUUUAAUAACAAUCGGUUACUAACGCCAAGCCUUAACAAAACACGUUCCAAAUCAAAAAUUAAACAGUCGUUCAACAACAUUUCAACGCGCAAAUACCCAUUUAUUUGCACAAAAGGCAGCUGGCAUCAAGAAAAACUACAAAUUUACCAAUUUAUUUAUUGCUUGCCGCCUUCAAGGAACAAUAAUUUAGUUGUAAAAAACGUUUAAACUAAUUUAAAACAAAUGUUUCUAUUGAACUUAACCUCAAAAACAUAAAGCAAAGUUAGAAGCCGGCUCCUUUGUUGAUUUUGUAUUAAAUUUAUAACUGAUUCGUUUGGUGUCCUCGGUGCAAGUGGAAAUAUGUCGGCUGCCACUGUGUUGGAAUGCAAAAAGCUUUGCCUGUAUCGCUGUCUCACGGCAGUUGCCCUGAGUAUCAUGAUGCAGUUCUUUUUACUCACCGUCUUCUUGCUUUUUGUCAACUUUCAUAUAUUUCAUCUGCUGAAUUGGAUUACGGAAACAUUUAGUUUGAUGUUUUCCUUUUACACAUGGCUGUCCAUUAUGCCUCUAAUAUCGGCUGUCAUUAUCUAUGGCAUACUGUUGGGUAAAUCACAUUUGGCGGUAAAGCAAUACUAUGGAACCCGAUUUAAAUGGCUGCUGGGAACGAUUGUACGGAAGAGUCUGUUUCUAAUGAUACACAUUGCUGUAGGCUUUCUAACUGCAUGGUUGUAUGCGCGGUAUUUGCAUGUGGAUUAUAGAUCCUUGGUCUAUCAAUGUUAUGGCAUGGAGUGUAUUAACUCAUAUUAUCUAUUUCUCGUUGGUUCUGGCAUCUCAGCUGGCUGUUAUUAUUUCCUUAAGGAAAAUUUACGCCAUGAACCUGAAGUGGAAUACCCAAUAAUACAGGAAAACAAAAUUGUUAAGCUACGUUCGCUGCUCUAUUCCACCAUGUACAAAUCGCUGAUGAAGUCGUUUGUACCGUCGAUGUGUUAUGCUUUUGCCUUUUGGAUAUUCGGGGAUAUUAUCAAUGCUCGAUUUGCACGCUUCUUCGAUUUGGAAAUGGAUACGAGUCUUUCAUCGUUUUUCUCGGUGCUAACAAAUCUAAGGAUUUUAUUUUAUUCCUGGAUUCUACAAUCGCAAAUUUUGAGUAACAUGAAUUUAAUGCAGAAAUUCUUUUCGAUACUUUUGGCUGAGGAAAUGCAAUUUGUUAUUGAAAAGAAUCCCGUUGUGACUGAAGGACAGAAGGAGGUAACCCUAGUCGAGGCAUUAACAAUGACCCAAGUACCAAUUAUACAGACCUUAGCUGCAUUGGAUCUUUUCAAUAUGACGGGAACAUCGGCUGCCCAUAGGCGUAAGGAAAUCUAUGCUCUCUCAAUACCGGGUGGCCAUCCCUAUAAUUGGAAUCAAUUGUCCUCACAGUGCCUGGCCAUUAUAAAUGCCUUUAUUGAUGACCUCACAACAUCGGUUAAGAAUAUUUCCACAAUGAAAUCCACACCACUGUUCUGUCAAACAGAUAAACCAACAGCCACCGAAGCGGCAGAGAAAAUCCUUUUACGUCAAUAUAAUGAAACCUAUGGUAUUAGGAGAAUGGUUUCCGAGCCACCCACAGCUAAUAUUGGCUCCUCAAGCACUUCGGGCGGUGUUUCCUCAACAACUCCCACAGCUGUACAACGUAUCAAUGAACAAUUUGAAGCCAUUUCCAAACAAAUUGAACAGGCUCUGAAUACAGCUUUUCACACAAUACCGGGAGUGUUUUAUAUGUUCGGUGAGCCGGAUGGUGCCCGCACGGUGUUCCUACUAUCCAAUUCACAAAUAAUUGUUUGGUUAACACAAGGCUUGGCUGGCAUAUGUGCCGAGUCUUUGGUUGAAGAUAAAUACGGUGUGGUCCAGGUGGCCUUACCACAAAUAAUACGCACCCUAUUGAAACUGAAAAAUGAAUUGGAUAAAUUGAACAAUGUUAAUUUGAAUGGCAAGAAAUUGGAUCGUAAUCUAAUAACAUUAAAAAAUUCCGUAAGACGUAGUCUAUACAAAAUUGUCUCUGUUUUCGGGGACUAUUUGCGUGAUCUGUUCGAUGACCCAAUGGAAAUAAGAAGUUUGCAGUGUUUUGUAAGCUAUCAGGAAGUUUAAAAUAUCAUCAUAAUAUUCUGUCAUUACGCCCUCCUCUCUCACAGUCAUUCUAAUUAUAAAUUGUGUAUUAAAAAAAAAAACCUUGAAAAGAUUUGUUAAAAUUGUAUUUUUUCCCAUUAACCAAUUUAAAUUUUAAGUAUUUUAUUUUUUUAGUCAGUUUUCCUUCAAGUUGUGAAGUUGAUUUUGUUAAGUUUUAGCUUUAAGGAUUCUUCAUGCUCACUACAUAUUUAGGUAUAUAUCAUUAGAAACAAAACUUUUUUUAUAAAUAAAAUUUUAUUGACUUUUGUAAGUAA